AUGUCAUCCUCUGUUCACUUCAAGUUCAAGUCUCAAAAGGAGCCUUCAAGGGUGACUUUUGAUGGCACCGGUAUCUCUGUCUUCGAAUUGAAAAGAGAAAUUAUCAAUCAGAGUAGACUGGGUGACGGGACUGACUUCGAGCUGUCUAUCUACAAUGAAGAUACUGGAGAAGAAUACGAUGAUGACACCAGCAUAAUACCGCGUUCUACGUCCGUCAUAGCUCGGAGAUUACCUGCAUCACGCCCGGGUAAGGGUGGUGCUGCUCGUUAUGUUUCCGGGAAAAUGCCAGUCAAUGCGCGCAGUGCCCCCCGUAAUGAACAAUAUCCCUUGACUCGGGCAUCUCCCAAUACUAGCAACGGUGUUCUAGAGCUCAACAAUGCCCAGACGGAGGAAGAGAAGAUCAAUGCACUCUUCAAUUUGCAAGCAAACCAAUGGAAAGAACAGCAGCAGGAAAUGGCAAACGCUACCCCUGUUCCAUUCGGCCGUGGAAGGGGCAGGCCUGUGAAUGUUCCUGAUCACCCCCCUCCCCCCGGCUACCUAUGUUACCGCUGUCGCGAGAAAGGCAAGCUGCUUUGGCAUAACUUACUGAAAGCGAAAACUAACGGUGUAUGUCUAGGACACUGGAUUCAAGCUUGCCCCACAAAUAAUGACCCAAAAUUUGAUGGGAAAUAUAGAGUUAAACGAUCAACUGGUAUACCUCGUUCGUUACAAACCAAGGUUGAGAAGCCGGAAUCCCUCACCCUGGACGGCUCAAACGAGGAUCCAAGGAACACAGGUGUCAUGGUCAAUGCCGAUGGCGAUUUUGUCAUAGCCAAGCCUGACAAGGCAGCUUGGGAAUUAUACCAGGAGAAAGCCAAAGCCUCCGCAGCAGCCGCGGCAGAAGCGGCAGCAGCAGAGUACAGCAAAGAACUGCAAGCACGUGGUUUAGAGUGUCCGAUUGACAAGCGAAUGUUUUUAGAGCCCACGAGAACUCCAUGCUGUCAAAGAACAUACUGCAAUGAUUGUAUUACCAAUGCAUUGAUCGAGAGCGAUUUUGUAUGCCCUGGCUGUGGAACGGAGGGAGUGUUACUCGAUAACCUUGCCGUUGAUGACGAGGCUAUUAGCAAGAUUAAAGAGUACGAAGCUGAAAAGGCUGAUUCGAAGAAAGAGAAGGACAAGCAACAGGCAAAUGACAUUGGUCCGGGCAUUGACAAAACAGCCAUUCAAGGCAAAGGGCCUGUUGCAACAACGGAGUCCUUGCCACCAAUUCCGCCUAGUCAACCUGCUUCUAACAAAAGACCUGCAGAGGAUGAAACUCCGCGUACCGCUGUUGGUGGAUCAAGCCCUAGUUCAUUGUCCAAGAAAUUGAAGACAAACGACAAGGCCGAUUCACAAACUCCACAGGCUACUGGGCCUGUGACCGGGUUUCCAGCUUUUCCAUUCGGCCAGCAGAUGCCGUUCGGGAGUUUUGGAUUCAUGCCGAACCAGGGUAUGCCUGCGAUGCCAUUGUCUGAUCCUAUGAACGCUAUGGGUGUUCCUUCGUCUGGUGGCUUUCCACCUAAUAUGGAUCAGUCGUGGAAUCCCAUGAAUGCUAUGAAUUUUAAUCCUGCCCCAGGAAUGUAUGGCGAUAAUGUGAACAGUUAUGCCACACCGAACCUUUACAACGGCGUCGGAGAGCCAUCUAUGAAUAUGUUCCACAUGCCCCAAAUGAUGGGACUUCAACCAAAUUCCGGUCUUGCGCAAGGUCCCGGAAUAGGUCGAUUUUCAAAUCAACAGAGAACGACGUUCAGUACGCCAUUUGCCAGGGAAGAAGACACGGCUUAUUUCCGGCAACCUGUUAACCCACAACGGCACCAAGCGAGACACAGGAGGAUACGGCCAAGUGACUAUCGAGAACUCUAA
Aspergillus niger is the source of this 1881-nucleotide messenger RNA. RefSeq lists its product as uncharacterized. Lineage: Eukaryota; Fungi; Ascomycota; Eurotiomycetes; Eurotiales; Aspergillaceae. Gene Ontology annotation, biological process: ubiquitin-dependent protein catabolic process; protein ubiquitination; mRNA processing. Gene Ontology annotation, molecular function: zinc ion binding; ubiquitin protein ligase activity. Bases 1 to 1881 code for a protein of 626 amino acids. Gene Ontology annotation, cellular component: nucleus. The record is from RefSeq and is a predicted model, not a curated record. The transcript is spliced from 3 exons.